UCGGUGUGGCGUAGGCUACAUACUAUUUCCAGCAUGAAAAGGGGCCAUCCAGUCAGACCAGAGUCCUCCAAAACCAGUGACGAAUCAAAAGAUGACUCUGUUUUCAAAGAAGAGGCCCAUUUGCCUAAAAAGAGGGUCGUGCAGGAGGAACCAGCACCCAGCAUCAUCUCUUUUAAGAGUCACCAGUCAAAAGAUGACAUCAUUAAUUUCAAAGAGCUCCUGACCUCUAAUCAGAGGGUCGUGCAGGAGGAACCAGCACCCAGUAUCAUCUCUUAUAAGAGUGACCAGUCAAAAGAUGACAUUAUUAAUUUCAAAGAGCUCCCUUCCUCUGAGCUGAGAGUCCACCAAGAGAGCUCACAGGUUCCCACUGGCCCACCUGCCCAGGAACAACAAAUGGACUCUGUAUUUGCGAUGCUUAAGGAGAAGCUUGGCACUUUUAUGGACAGUGAGCUAAACACAUACCAGAACAUUCUGAAUCAAGUUGAUUCAGAAUGCUUAGAGAGGCCGAAGCAGGGUGAGGAGCUGGUGGACCCUGAGCAGGAGGAGCAGAGGAGACGCAACAGAGAAGCUUUUCUGAAACUCACAGUGCACUUCCUGAGGACAAUGGAGCAGCAGGAGUUGGCUGACUGCCUGCAGAAAAAAACACUUCCAGCCAUCUGCCAAAAUAAACUCAAAUACAAUCUGAGGAAGAAGUUUCAGUGCUUGUUUGAAGGAGUUGCUAAGCCAAGAAAACCAACACUUCUGAAUGAAAUGUACACGGAGCUGUACAUCAUAGAGGGAGGGAGUGAAGAGGUCAAUGAUGAACAUGAGGUCAGACAGAUUGAAAUGGCAUCCAGGAAAACUGCAAGACCAGAAACACUGAUCAAAUGUGAAGACAUUUUUAAACACAUACCUGGAAGGCAGCAGUCAGUCAGAACACUGAUGACCAAUGGAGUUGCUGGUAUUGGCAAAACAGUCUUAACACAGAAGUUCACUCUGGACUGGGCUGAACACAGAGCCAACCAGCACAUACAGUUCACAUUUCCAUUCACUUUUCGAGAGCUGAACUUGCUGAAAGGAAGAAAAAUCAGCUUGGUGGAACUUGUUCAUCACUUCUUCAUUGAGACCAAAGAAGCAGGAAUCUUUAACUUUGACCAGUUUAAGGUCGUAUUCAUCUUUGACGGUCUGGAUGAGUGUCGACUUCCUCUUGACUUCAAAAACAAUGAGAUCCUGACUGAUGUUACAGUGUCAACCUCAGUCGACGUGCUUCUGACAAACCUCAUCACGGGGAAACUGCUACCCUCUGCUCACCUCUGGAUAACCACACGACCCGCAGCAUCCAAUCAGAUCCCUCGUGAGUGUGUUGACAUGGUGACAGAGGUGAGGGGCUUCACUGAUGAGCAAAAGAAGGAAUACUUCAGGAAGAGAUUCAGAGAUGGGGAGCAGGCCAGCAGAAUCAUUUCCCAUGUCAAGACAUCACGAAGCCUCCACAUCAUGUGCCACAUCCCAGUCUUCUGCUGGAUCACUGCGGCAGUCCUGGAACAUGAGUUGGCAAUGGAUGUGGGAGAAGACCUGCCCAAGACCUUGACUCAGAUGUACAUUCACUUUCUGGCAGUUCAGUCCAAACAGCAGAACAUCAAGUAUCACGGAAGAGUUGAGUCAGAUCCAGUCUGGACUCCAAAGACCAUGGAGGUGAUCCUGUCUCUGGGAAAACUGGCUUUUGAGCAGCUGGAAAAAGGCAACCUGAUUUUCUAUGAAGGUGACCUGAGAGAAUGCGGCAUUGAUAUCGAAGCAGCAUCAGUGUACUCUGGAAUGUUCACACAGAUCUUUGAAGAGGAGUGUGGGCUGUACAACGAAAGAGUUUUCUGCUUUGUCCACCUGAGCAUUCAGGAGUUUCUGGCUGCCAUUCAUGUCUUUCUGUCCUUCAUCAACAGUGGUGAUAAUCUUCUGAGUCUCCCUGCUGUGAAAACUGGCCAGGAACCCAAACUAAAAGAGCUCUAUCAGAGUGCCAUAGACAAGGCCUUGCAGAGCCCAAAUGGUCAUUUGGACUUGUUCCUCCGCUUCCUCCUGGGUCUUUCAUUAGAGACCAAUCAGACUGUUCUACGAGGUCUGCUGACACAGACAAGAAGUAGCUCUCAGACCAUUCAGGAAACAGUUGAACUCAUCAAGGAGAAGAUCAGGAUGAAUCUCGCACCAGAAAGAAGCAUCAAUCUGUUCUACUGUCUGAAUGAGCUGAAUGACCAUUCUCUGGUGGAGGAGAUCCAACAGUACCUGAGAUCAGGACGUCGCUCCACAGACAAACUCACUGCUGCUCAGUGGUCAGCUGUGGUCUUCAUGUUACUGUCAUCAGAGAAAGAGCUAGAAAUGUUUGAUGUGAAGAAAUACACUGCUUCAGAGGAGGGUCUUCUGAAGUUGCUGCCAGUGGUCAAAGCCUCCAAUAAAUCUGUGCUCAGUGGCUUUAAGCUGUCGGAGAGAAGCUGUGAAGCUCUGGCCAAAGUUCUCAGCUUCAAGUCAUCUAGUCUGCAAGAGCUGGACCUGAGCAACAACAAUCUGCUGGAUUCAGGAGUGGAGAAGCUCUGUGAUGGACUGAAGAGUAGACAUUGUAGGCUGCACACUCUCAGGCUGAGUGUGUGUAAGCUGUCGGAGAGAAGCUGUGAAGCUCUGGCCAAAGUUCUCAGCUCUAAGAUGUCUAGUCUGAAAGAGCUGGACCUGAGCAACAACGACCUGCAGGAUUCGGGAGUGGAGAAGCUCUGUGAUGGACUGAAGAGUGGACAUUGUGGGCUGCACACUCUCAGGCUGUCGGGCUGCCUGGUCACAGAAAAGGGCUGUGACUGUCUGUCCUCAGCUCUGAGCUCCAACCCUUCCUGUCUGAAAGAGCUGGACCUGAGCUACAAUCAUCCAGAGGACUCAGGAGCCAAGCUGCGCUCUGACCUGAAGGAUCUACGCUGCAGCAUGGAGCCUGGCGGUGCGCAGUGGUUGAAGUCGGGUCUGAGGAAGUAUGCCUGUGAACUCACGCUGGACCCAAAAACAGCACACAGAAACCUGUCCCUGUCCGAAGACAACAGGAAGGUGACAGUGGUGAAAGAGAGGCGUUUAUGUUCUGGUCAGCCAGAGAGGUUUGAGUACUGGAAACAGCUGCUGUGUGGAGACAGUCUGACUGGGCGCUGUUACUGGGAGGUGCAGAGGCAGGGAGGGGUUCACAUAGGAGCGGCGUACAGCGGAAUCAGAAGGAAAACAGAGGACGCCGAGGGCGCUCUCGGAAGCAAUGACAAGUCCUGGAGUCUGUACUGCUCUGAUGAGAGCUUCACUGCCUGGCACAAGAAGACAACAACAGACAUACGUGUCCCUCCCUUCUUUGACACCAGCCGAGUGGCAGUCUAUCUGGACUGGCCUGCUGGCACGCUGUCCUUCUACAUUGUCUCCCCUGACACACUGAUCCACCUCCACACCUUCCGCUCCGAAUUCACUGAGCCUCUCUAUCCUGCGUUUGGGUUCGGCUUGGCGGCGGGCUACUCGGUGUCUCUGUGUCAGCUGGAGGAGUGAGAGUCAUGUCGUUUGCUGGGAGAAACACUCACCAUGCAGCUCAAAGACGGCUGCUGGAAUGCCUUUGUAGGUUUUCAGCUUUUCUUUUUGUCACAGUAAUAGAGGUGUUCAUUC
Molecule: messenger RNA, 3636 nt
Organism: Myripristis murdjan (pinecone soldierfish)
Lineage: Eukaryota; Metazoa; Chordata; Actinopteri; Holocentriformes; Holocentridae
Product: NACHT, LRR and PYD domains-containing protein 3-like
Exons: 12
Coding region: 34-3522 (1162 amino acids)
Molecular function (GO): protein binding
Source: RefSeq, a predicted model, not a curated record